UUUUCACCGGGCAACACGAUUACAGUUGAGCUGUCAAGCUUCAUUCGUAAACAAACAGAUCCAUAAACAAACAAGCUAUUUUACCGCACAAGUGCUUUACAAAUUAAAAAUGGGUAAAAGAAGGGAUAAUAAUGUGGAUAAAGAUGGUGGCGCCGCACCGGAACCAUCCCACAAGAAACACAAAAAGCACAAGAAGCACAAAAAGGCUCGUGCCGAACCGGAACCAACGUACGAGCUGGUGGAAGAACAGCAGGCCCUCGAUGAGACCAUGGAAGUGGUAGAAGAAAUCGAGUAUAUGGAAGCAGAUCCAGAGCCGGAAAUCGUUUCGGAAGUGGAGACAGAUCUGCAAACCACAUUCGAUGCUAGCGUUUCCCAGCUGGAACUGCUGAGCGAAUCGCAAUUGUCCCAGCAGCAAAAGGCACUGUCUCCCGGAAAAUCGCUGGCCGCUAUGAGCAAGGCACAGAAAAAGAGUCGCAAACGAGGGCGUGACAGUGGAACGUCCAGCGAGGAGGAACGUUGGCUCGAUGCGAUCGAAUCCGGCAAACUGGAAGAGGUUGACGAUGAGCUGAAGAAAAUUAAACCAAAAGACCCUAAGCUUAUGACCGCCCGGCAGCGUGCGAUGUACGAGCGUGGUUCGGAUAAAGAGCCGGCGACGGGAUCGGAAAUCCUUAUGUCGCUACCGACCGGUUACAAAGAAAAGGUUAUGACGGAGGAAGCGAUACAGAAGGCGCAGCUUAAGUCACAGAAACGCAAACAAAUGGCUGAUGAAAAGCGAGAAAAGGAUAAAAAGAAAACGAUGGAACGGUUGCUCAAAAAGCAAGACUCUAAAUCGGUGAAAGCGAUAAAGAACCGUCCAAUCAAAGAAAAAGUACCGAUGAUAACGUACGUUAACGGGGUUGAUGGUGCAUCGAUAUCUUUGCCGCCGGAAAUCGAUUUCCCCCUGGCAAAACAGGCACCCCGAGAUCCACCGAAACCCACGCUGUGCGCCAUCCCGAACUGCAACAACAUAAAACGGUACAACUGUUCCCGAACGAACAUACCGCUGUGUAGUUUCGAGUGCUACAAAGCCAACAUAGAGUCAAUAAAGAAAAUCAUCUUCUGAAGCAUUGGCAAA
Messenger RNA from Anopheles stephensi (Asian malaria mosquito), 1114 nucleotides. Its product is annotated as INO80 complex subunit B. The coding region runs from base 110 to 1102 and encodes 330 amino acids. Lineage: Eukaryota; Metazoa; Arthropoda; Insecta; Diptera; Culicidae. Gene Ontology annotation, cellular component: Ino80 complex. The transcript has 2 exons. Gene Ontology annotation, biological process: chromatin remodeling. The record is from RefSeq and is a predicted model, not a curated record.